AUGCCUUCUAACAAGUCUUUCAAAAUCAAGCAAAAAUUGGGCAAGGUUCAAAAGCAAAACAGAUCCUUACCACAAUGGAUCAGAUUGAAAACCAACAACACCAUCCGUUACAACGCUAAGAGAAGACACUGGAGACGUACUAAGUUGGGUCUCUAA
This is a messenger RNA of Saccharomycopsis crataegensis, 156 nucleotides long. RefSeq names its product 60S ribosomal protein eL39 RPL39 (gene RPL39). Bases 1 to 156 code for a protein of 51 amino acids. Gene Ontology annotation, molecular function: structural constituent of ribosome. NCBI's taxonomy places the organism in Eukaryota, Fungi, Ascomycota, Saccharomycetes, Ascoideales, Saccharomycopsidaceae. Gene Ontology annotation, cellular component: ribosome; cytosolic large ribosomal subunit. The record is from RefSeq and is a predicted model, not a curated record. Gene Ontology annotation, biological process: translation. The transcript has 2 exons.